AUGACUCAAAUCACUAAGGAAAUCCUUGAAGAAAUUUUGGAGAAAAAGCUUGAUGAAAAGCUCAGUCCAAUAGUCCAAACAGUCAACGAUCUUAAGGACAGCAUGCAAUUUCUGAGCGAUAAAUAUGACUCAGUUAAUAACCGGGUUGAUGAAUUAGAAUCGAAAUACAAUUUGGUACAGCAAGAAAAUAAAUUUCUAAAGGCAGAAAUUUUGAAGCUUUCUAAGGUUGGUGACGAUCUCGCUAAAAAUGUUGAUGCUAUGAAUCAAUAUGGCCGACGCGACUGUAGUGAAAUCUCGGGCCUUCCAGUUGAACCUCACGAAGAUACUAAUCAACUUGUUAUCAGAGUCGCCAAUCUUAUGGGGGUACAUAUAGAUGAGAGUGAUAUAUCUGUCUCACAUCGGCUGCCGAUAUCUAAUAAUUUAGACUCAAAUCGAGCAAGAAGCCCUGCAUUGAAUAUACCAAAAGUAAUUGUGAAAUUCGUACGACGCGAGAAGAAAGAGCAAUUCUAUAAAGGCCGUAAGAACUUGAAGAAUAAAACUACGAAAGACCUUAAACUGGCAAGACUAUCUGAAAAUAAUAUUUAUGUAUCCGAAAGCCUUAGUCCAAGAAACAAUGAGCUAUUCAAAGCUUGCUUGCAGUUUAGACGCGAUAAUGCCUUUAAGUUCAUCUGGACUCAGCAAGGACGAAUCUAUUUGCGUAAAAACAAUGAUACACCAGCAAGGCUAAUUGCUACGCGACAUGAUUUGGAAAAUCUAAUUCCAUCAAGAUAA
Messenger RNA from Dendronephthya gigantea, 771 nucleotides. RefSeq lists its product as uncharacterized. The coding region runs from base 1 to 771 and encodes 256 amino acids. The transcript has a single exon. NCBI's taxonomy places the organism in Eukaryota, Metazoa, Cnidaria, Anthozoa, Malacalcyonacea, Nephtheidae. The record is from RefSeq and is a predicted model, not a curated record.